Molecule: messenger RNA, 3327 nt
Organism: Cyprinus carpio (common carp)
Lineage: Eukaryota; Metazoa; Chordata; Actinopteri; Cypriniformes; Cyprinidae
Product: SWI/SNF-related matrix-associated actin-dependent regulator of chromatin subfamily D member 2-like
Biological process (GO): regulation of transcription by RNA polymerase II
Cellular component (GO): SWI/SNF complex; nucleus
Source: RefSeq, a predicted model, not a curated record
GGUCAGGCUCUUAAAAUGUUGAAGAGAGGCAACCAGUGUUUGACAUGCUUUAGAGGAAGACAUGACACACGCAACGGACGUCGAUCGACAAUUAAAGACAUAAGAAUAUUUAUAAGUUAGAUAUUUGAACGCGAUGCGGUCACGCGGAACUUUAACAUUUUUUGAGUGACUCAGUGACGAUUUCGGAUUUGUUUCUUAAGAGUUAUUAGCGGGAAAGAUAAUCAAAAAUGGCUUCUAGGUUGGGUUUAUCAGGUUUCCCCGUCAACUCCAGUACCCCAAUAAACCCCAGCAUGAACCCCAUGAACCCGGGUCACAGCAGCGCCAUGAGAAUGUCAGCAAUGCCGCAGAACUCACCCUACAGAGGGAUGGGCAGCACCCCGAACCAGUACCUCCAACGCCCGAGUAUGUCACCCAGCCGAGGAAUGCCAAUGGGGGGCAUGGGGUCUAUGGGUUCCCCUCUACCUGGACCGUCUUAUAGUGGAGCCAUGCCCAUGCGACCUGGGAUGCCUCAAGCCGCGAUGGACCCAGCCCGGAAGAGACUCCUUCAGCAGCAACAGCAGCAGUCCGGGGGUCUUAUGGGUCCAAGAAGGGGGGUGAAGAGGCGUAAGAUGGCUGACAAAGUCCUCCCACAAAGGAUCAGGGAUCUGGUCCCAGAGUCUCAGGCUUAUAUGGACCUUCUGGCUUUUGAGAGAAAGCUGGACCAGACCAUUGCUCGCAAACGAAUGGAGAUACAGGAAGCCAUCAAAAAGCCCAUCACGGUAGAUGUGCAAAAACGUAAACUGAGGAUCUACAUUUCUAAUACCUACACACCUGGCAAGCCAGAAGGUGAGGAGGCUGAAAAAGUGGCAUCAUGGGAACUUCGAGUGGAAGGCAAACUCCUGGAGGAUCCUGGGAAACAGAAACGAAAGUUUUCAUCUUUCUUUAAAAGCCUUGUCAUUGAACUGGACAAAGAACUGUAUGGCCCAGACAACCAUUUGGUGGAGUGGCACAGAAUGCCUACAACUCAGGAGACAGAUGGAUUUCAGGUGAAGAGACCAGGGGAUGUGAACGUGAAAUGUACUCUCCUUCUCAUGCUAGACCACCAGCCUCCGCAGUAUAAGCUGGAUCCACGCCUGGCUCGACUGUUGGGUGUCCACACUCAGACCAGAGCCAGCAUCAUGCAGGCCCUGUGGCUUUACAUCAAAAGCAACAAGCUACAAGACUGCCAUGAGAAAGAGUACAUUAUCUGCAACCGAUACUUCAGACAGAUUUUUGGCUGCCCUAGGAUGAGAUUUUCGGAUAUCCCCAUGAAACUUGCCGGCCUCCUUCAGCACCCCGACCCCAUCAUCAUCAAUCAUAUCAUCAGUGUGGAUCCCAAUGAUCAGAAGAAGACUGCAUGCUUUGAUAUCGAUGUUGAGGUGGACGACCCUCUGAAGGCUCAGAUGACCAGCUUCCUGUCAUCCACAACUAGUCAACAGGAGAUCACUGCCCUGGAGAUGAAGAUCCAUGAGACUAUUGAAUCCAUCAACCAGUUGAAGACCCAGAGAGACUUCAUGCUCAGCUUCAGUAACAACCCGCAGGACUUCAUCCAGGACUGGCUCAAGUCUCAGAGCCGAGACCUCAAAUUAAUGACAGACACUGUGGGUAAUCCAGAGGAGGAGAGAAAAACUGAGUUUUACCACUCACCCUGGGUCAAAGAAGCUGUUGGACGUUAUAUUUUUUCAAAGGUCCAGCAGAGGAGACAGGAAUUGGAACAGGUACUGGGAAUCCGACUCACUUAAGAAGAUUCAGGCUACAAAUCUACAGUCACCCGAGAAAUUGGCUCAACAAAUAAAAUUGAGAAUGAAGCUUUCUGUUUGAAAACCAGUGGAGGAACUUUAUGUAUAAGUUUUGGGUGCUGGCAUUGUUUGGUAUGUUGCACUUGUCAUAAACAGCUUGUCAGUAGCAGCUUAUGUACCAUUACACACAUCUGGAUAUAUAUACAUUUCGAAUGCUUUUUCAGUAACUGGAACACUUCAGUACAUAUCCCCUUUGCAUUCAUUCUCUGGUCUUCUCUUAUAUAUUCUGAAAAUGAGCCAUCCAGUUUACGUUCCUCUUCAUUCAGUUUGUUGACAUAAUCAUCUUUGCUUUUAUUGUAUCUUGUUAAAUACGGCUCUCUUAUCAUAUUUUACAGUAUGAUAUACAGUACUGUAGCUUAUUGGCUAACACCCUUAUAGGUAACUGAUGCAACAAAGCUUUUUGUUUUUGUAGUAGGAAUUGCCGAAAUCAGUCUACAUUUGCCAUUCCAUUUUUGAAAGGUUUCUAAUUGUGACCACAAAGGCUAUUUUCACAAUUUAAUUGCACAUUUUUUGAGUUAAGAUGCAGUUAGUUAUAGUUAAGAAGAUUAGUAAUGAAAAUGCAGUGUUUUUCUUCGAUUUUCAAUAUAGUGGAUUUUUUCCAUUUGGUCUCUCAGGAAAAUGUGCUACACUGCGUUCAAGAGCCAUGAUUUUGUGUUUCCACCCGAACAGGAAAUCCAGCACAUUUGGUUGUCCAGCUGUUUUAGUUCAGUGUACCAGACUUUCUGUCUUCAUUUUAGUGUUUACAAAGGUUUUUUUUUUUGUAUUUAGUGUUUAAAGGUUGCUGGAGUGGCAGAGACCAUACAGCAGUGACCGAAUAGUUGAAAGAUAGUGCUUUAGGUGUGAAAACCUUUUUUUUUUUUUUUCAGGUAUUCAAAGCCAUAUUUUUUACUUUCUAUUAAGUAGUUCAGUUCAGUUUGUACUUAUACAUUCCAAACAGCCGAUGGAAAGUCUCUGUUUAAGAUUUAAUAUGUGGUUGUUCAUAUUGGUGUAGUCAUUCGUGUUUUUAAGUAUUGCUGACAGCAAGUUGAAUUUUCCAUAAAGGAAUAUAGCAGGUUCAAGUUAAGGUCUAUGUGAUUGCCACAGAAAAUACUUUUGACUUUUCAGUUCAUAAAGUGGUCAAAAACAAAAAAUUUAUGUUAUGUACUUCAAAUGAAAUUCUGACUUAAAUGCAUCUCUGGGGGACAAGUUGAAACAAUUUUGUGUUAAUCGACAACAUGUCACAGAUGUUGUCCAUAGAGCUGAACUCUGAAAGUUUUCCUCUCAAUGGUUUAAUUUUGUUUAUAACUGAAUUUCUCAGACAGUAUUAAUGCUGAUCUGAAAUGCAACCUUUGAUUUACUUUCGAGUGGGUUAAGCCUUUUUUAUAAUAAAUGCAAUUAAGUAAAUGCAAUUAAGUUCUUACAACUUAAGUUCUGUGUUAUAUUUUUGUAUCAAUCAAAUGCUUACCUUUUGUACUUUUUUACUGGGAAAUUUAAGAAUUUUAAACAAUAAAGUUGUUUCCAUAAAGGGGAA